This is a messenger RNA of Zingiber officinale, 450 nucleotides long. RefSeq lists its product as uncharacterized. The coding region runs from base 1 to 450 and encodes 149 amino acids. The transcript is spliced from 2 exons. The record is from RefSeq and is a predicted model, not a curated record. Lineage: Eukaryota; Viridiplantae; Streptophyta; Magnoliopsida; Zingiberales; Zingiberaceae.
AUGGAGUUCUUGCGCCGAGUUGGUUCGCUGAGCCAGUUCAGCGAACCCUGCCGAAGGGCCCACCGGUUCGGCUGUUCCCGCCGCCGUAGACAGCAGGCGGACGCAGUUGGCGAAACUCUAUGCUGCUGUUGCCGCCCUUGUGCCCUUGUGAAUCUCGUGGCUGUCGUGACGGCGAGGCUACCGGCGCUGCUCGUCCGGAAAAGCCUUGGGCAGUGGAGGAAGCUUCAUAGGAAGAAAGGCGCGAUCUUGUUGACCGGAGCCAGCGCCUUCAAAGCCGGCGAAGGCUUCAGCGCCCACGGAGCAGCCGGCGGCGGAGAGUCGGUGUGGCAGGGGAGAUCUCCGUCGGCGGAGGAGGUGCCGGAAGUGAAGAAGAUCAAGCGGGCGAGCUUCUACUGCGCUGGGUUCUGGCGGAGCCCUCCGGCGAUCAUAGUGAAAGGAGGAGAAGCGUGA